This is a messenger RNA of Oncorhynchus keta (chum salmon), 2203 nucleotides long. RefSeq names its product WAP four-disulfide core domain protein 1-like. The transcript is spliced from 8 exons. Gene Ontology annotation, cellular component: extracellular region. Bases 611 to 1435 code for a protein of 274 amino acids. Lineage: Eukaryota; Metazoa; Chordata; Actinopteri; Salmoniformes; Salmonidae. The record is from RefSeq and is a predicted model, not a curated record. Gene Ontology annotation, biological process: regulation of cell growth. Gene Ontology annotation, molecular function: peptidase inhibitor activity.
CUCAGUGAAAGGCAGACAUGUGCUUGCCGUGCCAGCAGACCAAUGCUCAGACAGCUGGCUUUCUCUCCUUGACUCCCCUAACUAUCUCCCACUUUCUUUUCCCUCCACAGUGGCUCUAUUAAUUCUUUCUCCUCCUUUCCUUUCCUCUCUUCUUAUUUCCUUUGCAGUUUCCCCUGCGCAGACAGAUCAAAAUAAUUGUCCUAUAGCAGAGCUUGUGUAAUCGCUGGCUUCACAAGCACGGGAGCCACUGCCUCAACACCGGCCCAAUACGGAAUACCAAGAACUGGACUGAACACCACAGUGUUGAAGAAAAGGAGAGAACAUUUUCUAAACUUCAAGGAAGAAGGAUACAGUAAGGAGUACAGAGAGUGACAGAAGAAGAGAGAAGAAACAGAGUGAGGAGGGCAGGAGGAGUGAAGUGUUAGGACCAUGCCUGGCUGUCACAUCCGGACACCCCUGAUGUUGGUGCUCUGCAUGCUGGUGCUGUCCUGUGGGUCAGGAGGUGCCCGGCGGAUCAGAAAGAGAGGGCUUAACCAAAAGGAUCCAGUUGCAGAGGGAGGCGUUCACUACCAGGGUCCCGAACAUAGUGGUGUUGAACGCUGAGCUGUAAAUGAACAACAUUCUCAAGGAGGCAUUCCUGUUCUGUUUCUGGGCCAUCUGCCACAGCCUCUCAGGACUUGUAUGUCCUCCCCAGGACUAUGAGUAUCCAAAUCAGCAGUCCCAAUCCACGCAGCACCAGAAGAAUGACCGCUGCCCACCCCCUCCUCAGAUGCUGCCGGAGCGGGCUUGCGAGGUGCCCGGCUGCCGCUCUGACUCAGAGUGUGAGCGCCACAAGCGAUGCUGCUAUAACGGCUGCAUCUAUGCCUGUCUGGAGUCAGUGCAGCCACCACCAGUGCUGGACUGGCUGGUUCAACCCAAGCCUCGGUGGCUGGGAGGGAACGGCUGGCUUCUAGACGGUCCAGAUGAGGUACUGCAGGCGGAGGCCUGCAGCACCACAGAGGAUGGUGACGAGCCCCUGCACUGUCCCACAGGCUAUGAGUGCCACAUCAUCAACCAAGGAAACCCCGCCGCUGGCAUCCCCAAUCGGGGACAGUGCAUCAAGUCUCGUGGCAACUCUGAUGGACGUCCCAUGAGGCAAAAGUCCUACAAGGACUAUAAGGAUUACUUGGGAAUUGGAAGCAGCUCUAAUAAUGCAGUGGCCUAUGAGAAACACCAAACACAUGGGAUGAGAUCUUCAGAUACCGCAACACAGAACCUCAGCUAUCAGAGCCCACAUAUCAUACCUCUCUUGACAACGGAACAACCAGACAACCCUACGGUGCUUUACACUUCCCAUGUCUGGCCUGGGGAAAGGAGGGUACCAAGCCUUCAGUUCCUACCUCUCUCAAACUGGCACACUCCUUUGGUUGUAAUAAUGGUGCAGGCAGGGUUUUAAACAAUACUUUGACAGAUUUACACACACACAGAAACAUGCUUUGGUUUAGUCAUGGGCAAGAUGUAAUGGUGUUAUGAUUGAAAAGGAGAAAUGAACAAGACACAAAGCCCCUUUCUUGAUCGGUCUCAAACCACAAAAAUAACAGCCUUUUUUCUAUACACAAUAUCAAAGUAGAUGCACUGAAACCCCCCACAACCAGACACACACGUAUCUCAUAGAAGAGAAAAUAAGGACUAUGUGCUGCUGUUGGCCCUCUCACCCUUCAGGCCAGCAGGAUGAAGAUCCCAUAAACACACAGACGAGGAACAGACCCAGAACCACCAACACAAUCCAUACACUCUGCUUACAUGUCAAAGCAUGUCAAUCAUGGUGGGAGAGCAAGCUGGGCCUUAUACCAGUAUGACCCCAUCAUCAACACACAGGAGUUGUUCAAAGUGUUUGUAUCGACUGUACAUGAAAUAGGACAUAUUCCAUUCAGUAUAUUCCCUCAGUCGGUCCAAAAAUGAACAUUAGUAUGACAGAAAGACGGGUGUGAGUGGUUAGGAAUAUCCAUAUCUGGAUUUUAGUACAUCAAAUGGUGCUCGGUUCUAAGGCUGUAUCUUCUAACAGAACAAUAAGCUGGUCUACACGACUGAAUUCCACAACUAAUAAGCUAGAGGUAUGAACAACAUGUAACCAUUUUCUAUGAGGGAGACAGUAAUAUCCAAAUGUCAAACUGGUGCUGUAAUGUUGCUUUGUGUAUUACAAAUAAACUGUAUGUUUGAGGAA